Melanotaenia boesemani (Boeseman's rainbowfish) is the source of this 1750-nucleotide messenger RNA. RefSeq names its product hepatoma-derived growth factor-related protein 2-like. NCBI's taxonomy places the organism in Eukaryota, Metazoa, Chordata, Actinopteri, Atheriniformes, Melanotaeniidae. The transcript has 15 exons. Bases 224 to 1750 code for a protein of 508 amino acids. The record is from RefSeq and is a predicted model, not a curated record.
AUGCCUACAUUCAGAAACACACAUUCAUUGGGAUGAAUCUUGUUUUAAAUUGAUUAAUACUAUUGAUAACUUGCUGUUUCUGUCUAUUGGUUCAGAUUCUCCCAAAGAGGCUCAAAACGUGGCUUCAUGUAACACAAAAGAAGACAGGCCUCAGAGGAAAAGGACCAGAGAAACAUUUACAGGAAGCAGCAGUCCAGAGACCAGUUCCUCACCAAGAAAGAGGAUGAGAAUGAUGAUGCCUGAGGAUUCCCAAACAUCAGGCUCUGAGGUGAAAAUCAAACCUCAGAAGAAAAGAAAAAGGGACUCUGCAGAGACCCAGUUUGAAAACAGCCUGGAAAGAUUAAUGCCAAAGAAGAAGAAAAUGAAGCUGGACAAAGAUUUAGUCAAAGCUAAAACAGAUUCUCCCAAAGAGGCUCAAAACGUGGCUUCAACUAACACAAAAGAAGACAGGCCUCAGAGGAAAACGACCAGAGAAACAUUUACAAGAAGCAGCAGUCCAGAGACCAGUUCCUCGCCAAGAAAGAGGAUGAGAAUGAUGAUGCCUGAGGAUUCCCAAACAUCAGGCUCUGAGGUGAAAAUCAAACCUCAGAAGAAAAGAAAAAGGGACUCUGCAGAGACCCAGUUUGAAAACAGGAGUCCAGACACCAGCUCUCCGGAGAGGAAAAAAAGGAAAAAGGGUCUUCUUCAGGCAUCUCAGCAGGAUCCAUGUGAAGCUACAUCCUCUGAGGUUACACUUAAACCUCGGAGGAAGAGAACAUUGGGAACUUUUACAGUUCCACAGUUUGAAAGCAGCCUGGAAAGAUUAAUGCCAAAGAAGAAGAAAAUGAAGCUGGACAAAGAUUUAGUCAAAGCUAAAACAGAUUCUCCCAAAGAGGCUCAAAACGUGGCUUCAACUAACACAAAAGAAGACAGGCCUCAGAGGAAAAGGACCAGAGAAACAUUUACAGGAAGCAGCAGUCCAGAGACCAGUUCCUCACCAAGAAAGAGGAUGAGAAUGAUGAUGCCUGAGGAUUCCCAAACAUCCGGCUCUGAGGUGAAAAUCAAACCUCAGAAGAAAAGAAAAAGGGACUCUGCAGAGACCCAGUUUGAAAACAGCCUGGAAAGAUUAAUGCCAAAGAAGAAGAAAAUGAAGCUGGACAAAGAUUUAGUCAAAGCUAAAACAGAUUCUCCCAAAGAGGCUCAAAACGUGGCUUCAACUAACACAAAAGAAGACAGGCCUCAGAGGAAAAGGACCAGAGAAACAUUUACAAGAAGCAGCAGUCCAGAGACCAGUUCCUCACCAAGAAAGAGGAUGAGAAUGAUGAUGCCUGAGGAUUCCCAAACAUCCGGCUCUGAGGUGAAAAUCAAACAUCAGAAGAAAAGAAAAAGGGACUCUGCAGAGACCCAGUUUGAAAACAGGAGUCCAGACACCAGCUCUCCGGAGAGGAAAAAAAGGAAAAAGGGUCUUCUUCAGGCAUCUCAGCAGGAUCCAUGUGAAGCUGCAUCCUCUGAGGUUACACUUAAACCUCGGAGGAAGAGAACAUUGGGAACUUUUACAGUUCCACAGUUUGAAAGGCGCUCAGGCCAUGGCUCUCCGGAGAGGAAGAGAAGAAAGAUUGGCUUUCUUGGUGUGUCCCAACGGGAUCGAUGUGAAGCUGCAUCAUCUGAGGUUACAGUUAAACCUCGGAGGAAGAGAACGUUGGAUGAUUUGACAGAUGCUCCACGUGGAAGCAGAUUCUCCCAAAGAGGCUCAAAACGUGGCUUCAACUAA